Molecule: messenger RNA, 2543 nt
Organism: Anoplophora glabripennis (Asian longhorned beetle)
Lineage: Eukaryota; Metazoa; Arthropoda; Insecta; Coleoptera; Cerambycidae
Gene: Ssrp
Product: FACT complex subunit Ssrp1
Exons: 8
Coding region: 140-2335 (731 amino acids)
Cellular component (GO): FACT complex; nucleus
Molecular function (GO): nucleosome binding; histone binding; DNA binding
Source: RefSeq, a predicted model, not a curated record
UCAAUUUGUUCUUUAUAUCUGUCAGGCAAGAAAAGCAGCUUAAUUUUUUGCAACAGUUAUAAUUCUGUUUUGUUAAUAUUAAUUUGUUCACUUGUAGCCGUAUCUAAAAAAAUAUAAUAUAAAGUAGUGUAAACACAAAAUGGAUUUCUUGGAGUAUUUCGAUAUUUCAGCUGAAAUUAAAGGAUGUAUGACUCCUGGCAAAUUAAAAAUGAAUGAUCAGAAUAUCAUCUUUAAAAACAGUAAGACUGGCAAAGUUGAACAAAUACCAUCAUCAGAAUUUGACAUUGUGAACUUUCAAAAUUUUGCCGGUAUUUGGGGAAUUCGUCUUUUUUUAAAGAAUGGUACAUUGCACAGAUUUGUGGGUUUCAAAGAUUCCGAGAAGGAAAAGAUUGCAAAGUUCUUUUCAAACUCUUAUAAAAUUGAUACACUAGAUAGAGAACUAAGUAUGAAGGGUUGGAAUUGGGGUACUGCAAAAUUCACAGGUUCUGUGUUAAGUUUCGAUAUUGGACAAAACACGGCUUUUGAGAUACCACUUAACUAUGUUUCUCAAUGUACUGCUGGCAAAAAUGAAAUUACAAUGGAAUUCCAUCAGAAUGAUGAUGCUCCAGUUAGUUUAAUGGAAAUGCGAUUUUUUAUACCUUCAAAUGAACUUGCGGGCGAUGUAGAUCCAGUUGAUGCAUUCCAACAGCGCGUCAUGGAUAAGGCCAGUGUAAUAAAUGUAUCAGGAGAUGCCAUCGCCAUUUUCAGAGAGAUCCAUUGCCUUACACCUCGUGGGCGUUAUGACAUUAAAAUAUUUAAUACCUUCUUCCAACUUCAUGGUAAAACAUUUGAUUACAAAAUCCCGAUAACAACUGUUUUGAGGUUAUUUAUUUUGCCCCACAAGGAUAACCGACAGAUGUUCUUUGUAGUUAGUUUAGAUCCUCCCAUCAAACAAGGUCAAACCAGGUAUCACUUUCUUGUAUUACGGUUUAAUCAAGAAGAUGAAACGUCUAUUGAGUUACCAUUCACAGAGGAAGAAUUGAAAGAAAAAUACGAAGGAAAACUAGAAAAAGAAUUAUCUGGACCUACUUAUGAAGUACUAGGAAAAAUUAUGAAAAACAUUAUUAAUCGCAAACUUACGGGUCCAGGAGCAUUUAUUGGACAUUCUGGCACGCCCGCAAUUGGUUGCUCGUUCAAGGCUGCAGCGGGAUUGCUUUAUCCACUAGAACGUGGAUUUAUUUAUGUCCACAAACCCCCAAUUCACAUUCGAUUUGAAGAAAUAGCUUCGGUCAAUUUUGCUAGAGGAGGAGGUAGCACAAGAUCGUUCGAUUUCGAGAUAGAACUCAAAUCUGGGACUGUCCACACAUUCAGCAGUAUCGAAAAGGAGGAAUACGCUAAACUUUUCGAUUUUAUAACAUCUAAAAAACUUAAUAUCAAGAACAGAGGCAAAAAUGAUAAGGCCUCGUAUAAGGAUGACUUUGGUAAUUCCGAUGAUGAGGCGGCGGUCGAUGCCUACUUGGAAAGAGUUAAAGCCGAGGGUCAGCAAAGAGAUGAUCAAAGCGACGAUGACGAUGAAAGUACUGAUGAAGACUUCAAUCCCAAUCAACAGGAAAGUGAUGUAGCUGAGGAAUUUGACAGUGAACAUAGUAGUACGUCAGAAGAUGAUGAAGAGGGUGGUGGUUCAGAUGACGAUAAAAAAGAGAAGAAGCACAAGAAGGAGAAGAAGGAAAAAAAGAAAACCAAAACAGUUUCAGAGAAACCAAGGAAAAGGAAAGAGAAGAAGGAGAAGGAUGAUAACAAACCAAAAAGAGCUACCUCCGCCUUUAUGUUAUGGUUGAAUGAAAAUAGAGAGAAGAUUAAAAAGGAAAACGAUGGUAUCAAAGUUACAGAAAUUGCCAAAAAAGGAGGCGAAAUGUGGCGUGAACUCAAAGAUAAAUCUGAGUGGGAAGCUAAGGCGAACAAAGACAAGGAAAGGUAUAAUAAAGAAAUGGCCGAGUAUAAAGCUUCUGGAGGUGGAGACGACAAGAAAAAGAAAGACAAGAAACCCACAAUAAAGAAAGCUAGUACUAGCACACCCAAAGUCGACGAGCUUAAAAUUAAAAGUAAAGAGUAUAUUGAAGACACCGAUAGCAGUAGUGAAGAUGAAAAAUCUAAAAGCAAAGAUGAUAAAACUAAUUCUGAUGAAGAGAAAAAAUCGUCAAAGAAAGAUACCGCUAAUGAAGAUAAAAAGGGAAACAAAAGGAAGAAGGAUAGUGAUGAUGAGGAAACUAAGAAGAAAACCAAAUCGAAGAAAGAUUCUGAAGACGAGGAUGAAGAAACUCCUGCUUCCAGUGAAGCAGAUGAAGAUAGCAACUAAUUUAAUAAUAAUUAAUUUAAUAGAAUAGAAUAUCUUUCCAGUUUUCAAAUUCAUUUUUUUAUGUAGUAAAGUAGAAUGUGUAAGUUUAUUAUAUAGGAAUAAAUUUGUUUGCAUUUUGUAUUAGAAAAAAAUAACAGAAAUGCAAGUUUAUUAACGUGAAAAAAAUGAAUCGAAGUGUUCUCCGACUUUAAUAAAAGCAAAACGAUAA